UAUGGCAGCCAAUCGUGAAGGAAAGCAAGGCAGGAGUUUGACCAGUUGAGGCCAGAAAGCAAGAAAGGGAAGGGAAGGAAAGGGUGCUUGCCCGGAAUCAGAGGUUGCUAUACAACAUGAGGCUGCACGAAAGGCUGAUCAGGCCCUUCCAAGCUCCUGCAAUGGUCCAAAACCUCUCAGGGAGCCAAGUGUUUUUGUUCAGGAGCAGCGGACAAUCCGAUUCGGAGGACUCGUCAGAGGAGGAGUUCAACACCAUGGAAUUACGCACCAGGGGCAAAGACCCCCAGCCAUCCAGUUCUUCCCAGAAGAGAGUGGGAGAUGUGCAGCUUCUAGAACGGGUCGUUAAAAAAGACGACAAUCUCAACAAGUUGGCUCUGCAGUACGGGUGCAAAGUUGAAGAUAUCAAGAGGGUUAAUAACUUCAUCCAAGAACAAGACUUCUACGCCCUGAAAUCCAUCAAAAUUCCGGUCAAGGUGAAUGGACUACUGACGGAGACCUGCGAUGAGUUGCUACCCCUUCAGACUCCUGCUCUGCUCCUCGAACACUCUGUAUCCAUAGAUCCGGAAAACAGGAGUGGCGACCAUGAACAAUUUGAUCAAUAUUUCAGAGGGAUUGACCAAAACAUUGAAAGAGUGACACAGUUGGAAAUCCCUUCAUGUACAGAUCCCUUCAUUGAACCUUCAAACUGGUCAUCUCGGGAGCAGAAAGCAACCUGCACCGGAGCAGAUUAUGGGAUCCAGUGGUGGAAAGCAGUUUUUCUUAUGCUCCUGAUAGGAAUUGUUUUACCUGUGUUUUACAUUGUCUAUUUCAAGACCCAGCAAGUAGAUGUGGUUCUCAGUACCUCCAACACGACAGAACCUGUCAAAAUCUCAGUGAACCGUUCUUCGGUGGGAAGACCUAACUACGCUGGGCAAGAAAGCACCUCCACCGUCCACACUACUAAAGCAGCUUUCAUCCCAUCAGGGGGGUGACAUAACCUGGCCUGUUUUCCCUGCCCCAAAUGAACUGGGAGUAACAAUGGAUUCUGGAUUUUUUUUCCCUCUCCCAAGAGCAGUGCAGCAUCUCUUUGUUAUUUGUGGUUACUAAUGAAUUUUGAGCAAAGAACAGCCAGAGGAACAACAGGGCAAAAUGAGUCGUGGGAAGAUAAUUAGCCAAUUGUGAACCUGCUCCCACUGUGUAGGAAGAAAAGGGCCAUUUUUUUUUAAUAGCAAAAAUGAGGACAGAGGCCCAACCUACUACUGCAUCCUACAAAUGCCCAGAUUUUCCUCCUGAGAUCUCAGCUUCCAAAAACCCUUUUCUUUUUACUCUCCUCGGUCCCUUUUCCUUUCUAUUGUUAAAACAUUUCUCCACACGGUGUAACUAGGGUAGUUUUUUCAGGGAACACAGUUUGAGUGAUAUCCCUAUUCGUCUUGCAGGGUUUUGUGAGGCCUGGCCCUUUUGAAGAAAUAAGAUGCAUCCAGAUAAUCCAGCAAAAGCCGGAAUACUGCAUGUGUUUAGCAAAAUGUUUAAAAGUCAUGUUUGAGAUCUGCAAAUUAGGAUUUGGGGGCGUUGUUUACAUAUGUAAUUUUUGUUUUGCAAGUUGUGGAUCUAUACCUAGUGUGAACUUUGUAGCCAAAGAAGUUACAGGUCUAUUUUGACAUUGGCCUCAAAUGGAGGUUUUUUUUUCCUUCUGUUAUUAAUCUGCACGUUUUAAUGCUCAUGUCUCUCAUCAACCAGCAUCCCACUUAUUGAUGAGUGGAUGUGAACAAUUGGCCAGAAAAACUUCCUCUUUUAAGCUUUUUGACUGGGAUACAGAAAGUCCUUGACUUACAACAGUUCAUUCAGGGACUUUUCAAAGUUACGGCACUGAAAAAAAGUGACUUAUGAUCAUUUUUCACACUUGUGACUGUUCAAGUAUUCCCAGUUUAAUAUCUUCCCCAUAAGAGCUGCUGUGGUGCAGUGGUUAGAGUGCAGUACUGCAGGCUAUUUCUGCUGACUGCCAGCUGCCUGGAAUUUGGUAGUUCGA
Messenger RNA from Thamnophis sirtalis, 2005 nucleotides. RefSeq names its product LysM domain containing 4 (gene LYSMD4). The record is from RefSeq and is a predicted model, not a curated record. Lineage: Eukaryota; Metazoa; Chordata; Lepidosauria; Squamata; Natricidae.